GGAUAGUCGGCGCUUGUCCCGAGGUGCAGCCGCCGCAAUGGGGAACCGUGAAGGAGAAAGCUCGUCAGGACGGCAUUCUGCGGAUCGUGUACUCGUGCGAGCCGGGCCGUAAACUCAAGGGUCACAAGAUAGCGACCUGCACCGCCGACGGUUGGGACCAUCCCGUCCCGAAAUGCGUGCCCCACGAUAAUACGUUGCGACGUUUCCGCAACGAUCUCUAUCUCGGCGAUCAGCCGAUCGUCCCGGACAGGAGCAAGUUACAAAUCGCCAAGGACGGCCUUAAGGCGCUCGAGAGGAUAGACGAUUUAAAGAAGCGCAGAAAAACGAAGGAGGGUAAGAGGAGGAAAAAGAAAAGGAAGAGGCCGGCGAAAUCCUCGUCGAGACUACCCACGGCAACGAGAUUAAACGAAACCGUGGUGUCCCAACUGGAUAUCAGCUGCUUCGCGAGGAAGAGCCUCGGAAAGGGACUUAUUAAGGCCCCUUUGAUCGAGCAUGCUCGCCCCGCCAAAUACGCCAGAAGGAAGAACGUACUGCCGCCGUACAAUCGAUACAUCGUCGCGGUUUACGAGUGCGCGGAUGGCCACGUCUUCGUGGAUUCUACGACGGACAGGCUUUUUUGCAGCAACGGCACCUGGCUCGGACGUCGCCCGAAAUGCCUGAGGGACACUCAACUGCCGACGGAUAAGAUGAAACGUUGCGAUCAGGGAACGGGCGAAUGCGAACACGUGUGCGAGGAUACGCCGAGCGGCAUAAAGUGCUCCUGCUUCGACGGCUUUCGAGCUAAAGGACCGUCCUGUAUCGACAUCGACGAGUGUGCGGAAGGAAUUGCGAAAUGCAGCGAUAUUUGCCGGAACGAACCCGGCUCGUACUCUUGCGAGUGUCAUCGUGGUUUUCAGCUGGGAACCGACGGUCGCUCUUGCCAAGACGUCAACGAAUGCCUCUCGAACAACGGACACGGGCCUUGCCAAGGCACUUGUCGCAAUCUCGAAGGUACCUACGAGUGCAGUUGCGCGGAUAUCCCCGGGUACAAAUUAGCUGCCGACAAUCACACGUGCGAGGACGUCGACGAGUGCGCGCUGAACAACGCGAACUGUUCUCACCUGUGCUUAAACACCCCCGGGAGCGUCUUCUGCCUCUGCCCGGACGGUUUUUACCUGACGAACGAUUGGAAGACCUGUCAGGAUGUUAAUGAAUGCGAGGCGACACCGAAGUUAUGUGCGGAGAAUACCGAGUGCGAGAACACAGUGGGAUCGUACAAGUGCAUAAGUAGGAUACAUCCACACGUGGUAACGAAGAUCCUUCGAGAUGAGGACUACGAUGAUGAAAAUAAAGACGAUGACGACGAUGACGACGAGGACGAGGACAGUGACAGCGAUGACUACGGAGGAGAGAUUACCGAAGUUCCGCGGAGUUCUAAGUGCGAGGUCGGCUUCAAGAAAAACGAAAAUUUGGACUGCGUUGAUAUAAACGAGUGCAUCGAGAGUGAAUCGCACGGCUGCCAGCACGAGUGCGUGAACGAGCCGGGCGGCUACCGUUGCGCCUGUCGAGCUGGUUACGAGCUCGAGGAGGACGGCGCGAGGUGCAAAGACGUGGAUGAAUGCGACGUACUAUCCCGGCCGUGCUCGCACAUCUGUCACAACACCAUUGGCGCGUACGCGUGCGAGUGUCCUUCGGGGUUCACGUUGACUGACGACAACGCGACCUGCGUCGAGGAGCUCAGGAGCUGCGCCAGCCUGACGAAGCCCUGUUCUCACGGCUGCGAGGACACCGCGGAGGGACCACGAUGCGUCUGCCCGACCGGAUACGAACUGUUGGACGAUCGCGCGACCUGCACGGACGUCGACGAGUGCGGCAGGGACGAUCACGGCUGUCAGCACCGGUGCGCGAAUCUGCACGGCGGUUACGAGUGCGCCUGUCACCCAGGAUUCGUCCUGGACACCGACGGCAGAUCCUGCAUCGACGUGGACGAGUGCGCGGAGAAUCGACACGAUUGCUCGCACGCCUGCAAGAAUUUUCCCGGAGGAUACGGAUGCGUCUGCCCGAAGGGAUACCGGGUCCUGCAGGACGCGCGCACGUGCGCCGACGUGGAUGAAUGCGCGGAAGGAUCGCACGAGUGCUCGCACGAAUGCCACAACGAGGAGGGCGAUUACAAAUGUGGGUGUCCUGGCGACAUGUCCUUGGACGACACCGGCAGGAAUUGCGUUCUCGCCGACCCGUGCGAAAACGCGAAUUGCAGUCACUUCUGCGAAAAAGAGCGCGACACUUACAGGUGCGUCUGCCGAGAAGGAUACAUCUUGCAGAAGGACGAAAAGACCUGCUUAGAUAUGGAUGAGUGUUUCGAAGACGAGCACGAUUGUUCGCACGAAUGCAUCAACACUCUCGGAAGUUACAAAUGUGCUUGUCCGCACGGUAUGAGACUUCUCGAGGACAGUCUCACCUGCGGGGACCCGGUAUGCCCGCAAGGACUUCGACAGGACGAGCGCGGUCAGUGCCGGGACAUCGACGAGUGUCUCGAAGGCGAACACGAGUGCUCGCAUUUAUGCUACAACGCGUACGCGUCUUACCGUUGCUCGUGUCCCGUCGGCUGGAUCCUGAAGGACGACGGUUUCACUUGCGUGAGGCACGAUCCUUGCUCCAAUUCCUCGUGCUCACACUCAUGCGUUCCGUCAGACUCGGGUUAUAGAUGCGAGUGUCCUCCGGGUUACCUUCUGGACGGGGAUACGUGUAAGGACAAAGACGAAUGCGAGGACAAGGCGACGAACGGUUGCAGUCACGAUUGCAGAAAUCACGAGGGUUCCUACUCGUGCUCCUGUCCAGCGGGAUUGGAGCUUGGAAAGGAUAAUCGCACGUGCGUGGACAUCCCGGACGAAUGUGCGAAAUCUCAAGAAAAUAAUAACUGCACUUGUCCCGCGGGAUAUACUUAUUCACACGGAGAGCAUAUUUGCAAGGACAUUGACGAGUGCCGGGACGAGCACAAUUGUACUCACGACUGUAUCAACACUGACGGCUCUUACUACUGCGAGUGUCCUGUCGGAUGGCGGUUGCGGGAAGAUUUCAGGACCUGCCAGGAGCUGCCGGACGAUCCUUGCGCCAAGAAUCACGGUUGUUCACAUACGUGCGAAGAGGACGAUGGCCGCGUCCGUUGCGGUUGUCCGGAAGGAUAUGAGCUACAAGACGACGGGAUGACCUGCCAGGACAUUGACGAGUGUUUGUCCGAGGAGGCCGAUUGCUCUCACGAGUGCCUGAACACAAACGGCGCCUUUAACUGCACCUGUCCCAAAGGAUACGAGUUGCGGGACGACGGCAGGACUUGCGAGGACGUGGACGAAUGCGUUGUCCUGGACAAUCCUUGCUCGCACAGCUGCAUAAACCAUAAUGGUUCUUACGAGUGCUCAUGUCCUGCGGGAUAUCGAGUCGGUGAGGAUGGCAGGACCUGCGAGGACGUCAACGAGUGCAUCCAGGACAACGGAGGGUGCUCGCACCUUUGCGCGAACACGGAAGGUGGUAUCGAGUGCGCGUGUCCCGAGAACUACGAGCUGCUGAAGGAUGACGGCAAGACGUGCGUAGAGAUAAACGCGUGUUCCAUCGAUAACGGGGGAUGCUCACAUUUCUGUCAUCACGAGGACGACCGGUUAUCCUGCUCCUGCCCGCUCGGAAUGGUCCUGUCCGAGGAUGAAACAACGUGCACGUACGAGAACGAUUGUCUGCAGGACAACGGCGGCUGUUCCCAUUUGUGUUACCACGAAGAGGGAAACGUGACCUGCGCCUGUCCACCCGGUAUGAUCCUAGCGGAGGAUCAGAGGCUUUGCGUGCAGGAAGACGGAUGUGCGAUCGAGAAUGGCGGCUGUUCUCACUUCUGCCACGAUCGCGAUGGUAACGUGACGUGUUCGUGUCCCGUGGGAAUGUCCUUGUCGCAGGAUGACGACACUCUUUGCGUUCACGAGAACCGAUGCAACGGCCAAUGUUCGGAUGCCUGCGUCUUCGCGGACGGUUCAGACGUCUGCGAGUGUCCCGAGGGUUACCGUCUCUCGUCGCGGGACAAUGCUACCUGCGUGGACGUCGACGAGUGCCUGGAGUUGCAAGACAACUGCACCCAUCAGUGCCUGAACACCCCCGGCGGCUUCAACUGCAGCUGCAACGCCGGCUUCUCGCGGAAUCCUCAAGAUCCGGCCCUGUGCGACGACAUCGACGAGUGCGAAAUCGAAAACGCAGGAUGCUCGCACUCCUGCGUGAACCUCGUGGGCACUUUCAGAUGUCAGUGUCCAACGGAAUACGCUCUAGAGCGGAACAACAAGACCUGCAUUUUGAUAGACGGCUGCAAGAACGACAACGGGAACUGUUCCCAUCACUGUCACCCGGUAGAUGGUCCUGACGGGAUUCCGGGCACCCGUUGCUCCUGCCCGCUCGGCUUCCGGCUGAGGCGCGAUCUCAAGACCUGCGAGGACAUCAACGAGUGCGAGGAGUUUGAGAAUGACGUGGACUCCGGCUGUUCUCACACCUGCGUGAACACCGAGGGCGGUUAUCACUGCGAGUGCCCGGCCGGCUACGUUCUGAUGCCGGACAACCGGAAGAACUGCGUGGACGUGAACGAGUGCCUGACCAGCGGCCACAAUUGCACUCACGACUGCGUGAAUCUGCUAGGCAGCUACGUGUGCACCUGCUAUAAAGGUCAUUACCUGCACACCGACAAUUCCACCUGUUUGGACAUUGACGAGUGUCUCGAGCAAAUUGGCGAGUGCUCGCACAGUUGCACCAACACCAUCGGUGGCCACUUCUGUUCCUGCCCGACGGGCUACGAGCUGUCGCAGGACGAGAAGACCUGCGUCGACAUCGACGAGUGCGCGAGCGACAACGGUGAUUGCGACCACAGGUGCGUCAACACCGUGGGCUCCUUCCGCUGCGAGUGUCCACCUGAUCACGAGUCGUGGAACGGGUCCUGUCGACCGUCCGAUCCCUGCCGGGACCGUAACGGCGGCUGCGAGCAGGUCUGUGUCGCGGAAAAUGGUACUGCGGCAUGCUCGUGCGAGAAAGGCUUCCGGAGGGACGAGGUCGACGGUUUCAGGUGUCGCGAUAUCGACGAGUGCGAGGAACAACACGGCUGCGAUCACAUUUGCGUCAACAAUCCCGGAUCGUACGAAUGCAGAUGUAAGGAGGGAUUCCGAAUGGAGAAUUCUACUUGUGUAGACGUCGACGAAUGCGCAGCCGGUAUUUGCAAGGGCAACAAAUGCACCAACGUGCCGGGCGGCUAUCGCUGCGGGUGCGAGGCGGGAUAUCGAUUCCACGGUGAUACCUGUGUAGAUAUCGACGAAUGCGAGUGGCGUCGCGGCAGAUGCGAUCAGGAGUGCGUCAACACGGUAGGGUCGUUCGUUUGCGCCUGUCGUGCCGGAUACACGUUAAUUUCGAGGUAAGACCCUAACAGGAGUCAGUGUCAAGACGUGAACGAGUGUCUAAACCGGAACGGCGGCUGCACCGGCGAGUGCGUCAACACCGCCGGAAGUUACUAUUGCGCCUGCAGUAAGGACAUGGUGUUGGCGCCCGACGAGAGAACUUGCGUCUCGCCGACGACGACAUCGGGAUGUCGCGCCAUGGAGCCACCCCUACAUGCAGAGGUCAGAUGUCCGGGUCACCCUUCCGGCGCAUCCGUCUACCCGCAGGGGGCCAAGUGUCAUGUCCGAUGUCGCAGAGGUUUCCGGCUGGAGGGGGCGCACACGAGACACUGCGUUAGCGACGGCCACUGGAACGGGGAGCAGCCUAUAUGUCUGCGCGAAGUCGCGACAGACCCUCUUUACAACCCAAACACGCCACGACCGUUCGUGAGCUGCCCCCAGGACAUGGACGUCGAACUACCGGCUAGGCAAAAUACGAUACGCGUAACUUUCCCGCAACCCAAGUCCAACAUGGAUUGGUGGAGAUACGUACACGCUUCACCUCCAUGGGCGAAGCAAUUGCAAGCGGAUCUGCCGGCGGGCACGACGGUCGUUACCUUCACGGCGUGGUCGCCGGUCUCUAAUUACACCAGCACCUGUAGGAUCGUGAUAAGAGUUCGCGAUACCGAAAAUCCCAAGGUUACCAUGUGUCCCGUGUCUUUCGAGGUCAGGCUGAGCCCGGGAGAACGGAGUCGCCUGAUAUUCUGGCAGGAACCGACCUUCACCGACAACGUCGGCGUGGAGCACGUUUACAAAACGAGGGGACCCGGACACGUGAUGUAUCCCGGCGUUCACAAUGUGCGCUACGUCGCCUCGGAUGCAGCCGGAAAUCGAGCCGAAUGCCAUUUCUCGAUACACGUGAGAGAAGCCGCGGAUGGUCGCGACUCCGAGCCGAGAUUCUAUAGAAGAAGGAUGCUGAUGUGCCCCGGCAGACCGCCCCAGCCCGUGCCGGGCUCCUCUUACGAGUGGCAAAUACCGAGCGGUUGUUACUUAAGAUACACCAGAAUCUUCUCCGGGGCUUAUCAGCGACAUCCGGAACAUCGGCAGAACGGUUACCAGGAGACCGGGGCCCCUUAUCGUGAAUUUCCGCUUAUCCGGCAGACUCCGAGUCGCCUGGACGUCGCCGGGACGUACCAUACCGACGAUUAUCGACACCCGGGCCGACAACAAUACCACCCCCAGCGACAGGCGCGGGAGCAGCAGCUGCGGCAGCGGCAAUAUCGGCAACGCGCCACGAGGACCGAUCACGUAGUUUCGCCAUCGACUCAUUACGGUGCGGGCCGCGUCGAGACUAGAAUAUUGCCGCCGCGGCAUGAAUGUUGCACGUAAGGGCCCGUGAACGACACGUAAUAGGCGAACGUAAGUUAACUCCGCCAGCUUCCCCAUCCCCCUCUCGAGGAAAGACUGUCGUGUGAAUCGGCACCUGCGAGCACCUGCGCGUAUCCGCAACUGGAAGAUCGAUCGUAAUUAACUCCGGGAUAGCGUUAUACCUGGAAGAAAAUGGUGUAACACGCCGCCCUUUAACUCGCGUAUACCGAUAUUUUCGUUUCGUAAGCGGUGACGUAUUUGUUUCGAAGUGAUAUGUCUCCAUUAUUCGAUAUUUUCUUUGCGCGGUUUUUAAACGAGAGAAGAUUUAAAUAAGCCUAUGUUAAAAAAAAGGUAAUCAGUAUACGUAUGUACGUUUGACUUUCGUGAUUCUUUCGUCACGUUGCUGAGCAGAUUUCUUGGUGGAUACUUCAGACGAACCUCGUGCCUCGAUCGGUGACGUCGCAGCAGUAGAUUAUUUCCGCAUAGCCAAGUAGAUCAGCAAUGGAAUAAGCUGCCGUCAUCAAUAAUGCCAUUUAAGAGUAGAUAGAUAUAAAAUACAGAGAGAGAAUCCCCGCGCGAACCGACACGGCGGGCGCGGCGCGCGCAACCGUUUUAAUAAGCGAUGUCAAUAAAAUAUUCAUUUGUUGUGCAGCGGCAACAACAAUGCG
Molecule: messenger RNA, 7402 nt
Organism: Temnothorax curvispinosus
Lineage: Eukaryota; Metazoa; Arthropoda; Insecta; Hymenoptera; Formicidae
Product: fibrillin-1-like
Exons: 21
Molecular function (GO): calcium ion binding
Source: RefSeq, a predicted model, not a curated record